AUGGCCUUCCGAGCAAGGUCGCCGAAGUUCGGGCCGGGGGCUGCCAUGCAGUCUGCCGGCGGAUCCUCUUCCAGCCAGGGACUGGCGGCGCUCUCCGCCGGCCUCGCGCUACGCCUCGCGGAGGAGCACGCAAACAGCAACCUGGUCUUCUCGCCGUUGUCCAUCUACACCGCGCUCGCUCUCGUUGCCGCCGGAGCCCGCGGCGCCACCCUGGACGAGAUCCUCCGCGUCCUUGGCGCACGGUCCCGUCAAGAACUCGACCAGUACGUCGCCCGCGCGGCGGGUGACGCGCUGCGAGACCGGUCCGGCUCUGGCGGUCCGCUCGUCGCGUUCGCGUGCGGCGUGUGGAGCGACCGGUCUUGCCCGCUCAAGCCCGGCUUCCGCGAGGCCGUGGUCGACGGCGCGUACAAGGCGGAGGCGUCCACCGUGGACUUCCGCGGCGACGCCAACGGAGCAGUCCGGCUGAUCAACGCGUGGGCUGAGCGCGUCACGAACGGCCUGAUCAAGUCCGUGCUACGCCCGGAAUCGGUGGAGCCGCUCCUUACCCGCGUCCUGCUCGGCAACGCUGUGUACUUCAAGGGCAAGUGGGACCAGCCCUUUGAUAAGAGUGACACGAAGAAGGGGCCCUUCCGCCGGCUCCGCGGCGCCGGCACCGUCGACGUGCCCUUCAUGCGGAGUUGGAAGCCUCAGUACAUCGCCGUGCACCACCGAUUCAAGGUGCUCAAGCUCCGGUACAAGAUGGCGGACGAGUCCUCGCCUUUGACACAGUUCUCCAUGUGCAUCUUCCUCCCGGACGCCGACAACGGCCUACCAAGCCUUCUGGACGCGAUGGCUUCACGCCCGGGCUUCCUGCACCAGCACCUGCCUCGCAAGGAGGUCCUAGUCGGCAAGUUACAGCUUCCCAGGUUCAAGCUGUCCUUCCACGGCAGCGUCGUUAGUGUCCUCGGCAAGCUGGGCCUCCUGCUGCCGUUCCACGAAACAAACCACGAGCUAUGCGACAUGGCCGAGGACGACGGCUCCGGCCUUCCCCUGGUCCUGAGCGAUGUCGUCCACAAGGCAGUCAUCGAGGUGAAUGAGGAAGGUACCGAAGCUGCCGCUGUCACCAUUGCUAGUGCACCGGGCGGGGGCGGAGGGCGGCCACGGCCACCACCGCUUGUUGAUUUCGUUGCUGACCAUCCGUUCGCAUACUUCGUUGUGGAGGAGGAGACCGGCGCCAUCGUCUUUGCCGGGCAUGUCCUCGACCCCUCUAGAGAGUAG
This is a messenger RNA of Lolium rigidum, 1257 nucleotides long. Its product is annotated as putative serpin-Z8. The transcript has 2 exons. Lineage: Eukaryota; Viridiplantae; Streptophyta; Magnoliopsida; Poales; Poaceae. Gene Ontology annotation, molecular function: serine-type endopeptidase inhibitor activity. Bases 1 to 1257 code for a protein of 418 amino acids. The record is from RefSeq and is a predicted model, not a curated record.